This is a messenger RNA of Eruca vesicaria subsp. sativa (arugula), 1358 nucleotides long. The record is from the annotation of a GenBank genome assembly. NCBI's taxonomy places the organism in Eukaryota, Viridiplantae, Streptophyta, Magnoliopsida, Brassicales, Brassicaceae.
GACACAACAAACAAAAGAAAGAAAGAAAAAAAAAUCGCACGUUCCUUGUCGCAACAAAUCUGAUUAGGGUUUUUGAGAAUCUCCAAUCCUCGUCACGAAAUUCGCUACACCUUGGUGUUGAAUUCGCGCUUCAUCAGCAAAGUCAUGGUUUCUGAUUCGAUCACCAACGCAUCUGCCUCUGCAGCCCCAAGCCCGAGAGAUAUCGGAAAAAAGAAAAGGACGAACAGGUCAGCCAAAUUGAAACAGAGCAAGCUAGGUCUCCGCCGUGAGCAAUGGCUUUCUCAAGUUGCGAUGGUAAACAAAGGGGAGAAUGGUCCGAAUCGAAAAAGUGGGAAUGAAAAAGUUGUUCCGGUUGAGAAUUUAGAUGGGAAGCGUGGAGGAGGAGAAGAAGCAAAUCAUCACGAGAGCUUUAUGGAAUCGAUUUCGAAUAGCCCAAGCAGUAUCCUGAGUGGUAUCAACUCAAUCCCUGAUUUCAGCAGCGGCAGUAGCAGUGGGAGUGGUGGAUCUUGCUCUGGUAAUAUAACAGAGGAAGAGGAUGCUGCUGAUGCUGAUGACGACGGUUGUUUGGAUGAUUGGGAGGCUUUUGCUGAUGCUUUAGCAGCUGAUGAACAAAAGGAGAAUCCUCCUCCUCCUCCUCAGUCACGUGAAGAGCAUUCGAGUGUUAUCAAGCAAUCUGACGUGGUUGUUAGGGAUGAUGUGAAGCCAACAAUUUCGAGGAAGCAAAAGAGCAACCAGGCGUGGAGGGCAGACGAUAAGCUCCGUCCUCAGGGUCUGCCUAAUUUGGGAAAGCAGCGUAGUUUUCCGGUUAUGAACUUGCAUUUUAAUUCUGCGGCAGUGCCAUCUUCAUGCCCCAUUUGCUACGAAGAUCUUGACUUGACGGAUUCUAAUUUCUUGCCGUGUCCUUGUGGGUUCCGGCUCUGUCUUUUCUGCCACAAGACCAUCUGCGAUGGAGAUGGCCGUUGUCCAGGUUGCAGAAAGCCGUAUGAAAGGGACACGGUCAAGGUUGAGGCUAGUGUUCAUGCUGGUGGUCUCACUAUUCGGCUUGCUCGUUCCUCUAGCAUGUUUUGCAGGUCUUGAAGUAAACAGGAGGAUGUGGGUUUUCUCGGACUGUGUUUGUUUUCUCACUCUUAUGUUUUUCUUUCCCUCGCAUGUUCUAUGUUUUUUCACAUGUCUUUAAAAACUCUUUAGAUAUGGGUAUAGCAUUUGUCUUUUGGCACUUAAGAACUAUCAUGUAUGUUCUUCUAUGUCAGUGACUCUUCUUCGUCUGAAACAUGUGGUGGUGGUGAUGUAGAGUUGUGUGUGUGAGUGAGUAUAUAAAGUGGUACACCAAUUUCAAAUAAAUAAAGUUGCAAUGAGUC